AUUUUUUCUUUACAUCAAAACCUUUGAUUCCAGCGUAGUGCUAAGAAAUCUACACACAUUUGCUAAUUCUCUUUUUUACCUUACGAAACAUAUGGAGUCAAAGAGGUGCAAAGAGUUCACUAGGGUGAAAUAUUGGCGGAUGAGGAGGAGGCGGACUGCUUCUGGCGGCGGCGGCCGGUCGGUUAGAAUGAAGGUGAAGAGGUUGCAGAAGCUAAUUCCGGGCGGGAAAGGGAUGCAAACGGAUCGAUUGUUUUUGAGGACAGCAGAUUAUAUAAUGCAUUUGCAGUCACAAGUUCAUAUUUUGCAAGCUCUUUCCAAGAUUUACCAACCUUCAGUAACCAUAUCGUUGAACUGAUGCAACUACAUAAGUAGGAUCUGAAGAUGGGAAAAAAGGAAAGGAACAAGUAAAAAGAUGAAAUCUUGAGGAUAACAAUAAGUUUCUUGAAAUGACAGCGACAUAAUCUACCUUUCAAAGACGCAGCAGCCACAUAAUAUAGAGAACCUAUAAGAGCAACUGUUAUUACUAUUGUGAAUGCCUGAGCAAAUGAAACAAACAACGGUAUCAAACAGUGUGUUAGAAAAAAAAAAGGGCACACCCUAUGUAUCAAAUAAUUUAAAUGUAGUUACACAAUAAUACCAGUUUCUUUUCACAAAAGAAA
Hibiscus syriacus is the source of this 659-nucleotide messenger RNA. RefSeq names its product transcription factor IBH1-like. Gene Ontology annotation, biological process: regulation of DNA-templated transcription. Gene Ontology annotation, molecular function: protein dimerization activity. The transcript is spliced from 2 exons. The coding region runs from base 92 to 355 and encodes 87 amino acids. The record is from RefSeq and is a predicted model, not a curated record. NCBI's taxonomy places the organism in Eukaryota, Viridiplantae, Streptophyta, Magnoliopsida, Malvales, Malvaceae.